CGUGUACCCUGCGCCUCUGCAAACAGUCCAGGGAUGCUGUGGACAGCGACGUAGCAUCUUUUGUAGCGCCGUAAACUGGCACAACAAACCGGGACAUCUUUCCAGACAUUUUUUUUUUCACGUUUUCUGCAUCCUUUCCCGUACAGACCUUCCUCAACUCGUCCCUGUGUUUUAACUCCACCGGCUUUUGAGAGAUUUAUAUUUUGAGUGUCGACAAAAAAAAGACAAAUAUCCACUUUUGUUUCAGUUGUUGGUAUUGUGAUUUUUUUUUUCUUUUCGUAAACGUCAUUUAUAUGGUAUUUAUUUAUUUUUGUUCUUGAAUCCCAAACGAUAAUUUUUUUUUGUGGAACCUUAUUUCUGGGUUUAUAUAAAUAUAUAACUAUGUUUUUGUUUUAUGUAUGCACAUAUUAGAAUAAUAUUCGUUUACGUGCAGGAAAGGAAACAGCUAGAAUCUCAUUCAUUGGGUUGGUUUCUGUGACGUUCAGUCAAGACAAGGCGAGCAUUUGCUUGCAUCAAAUUCUGGCAGGCGUCUAUACACAGACCGGCUUAUUUUUUGCAGUUAAAUACCUUUUUUUUUUAAAGACAUAAACGGCAGUUUUAAGAAGAUAAAUUGCGUUUUUUGGGGGGUUGUGUCACCUUUUAGUUGUUGUUUUAAACCAAACACAUCAACCCUGUGCACACCGGCGACCUGCUUUAUCAUAUUUCUUGGAUACGGUCUCAAGCGAAACUCGCAUGAAAAUGAUGACUGGAGGCGCAGUGCACCAAAACGGGAUAUUUUCCAAUGCUCACCAUCACAACCAGCAACCACACAUGGAGUCGGACCCGCCGGACUCUCGCAAGAGGCCGCUGGAGACCCCGACUGAAGCGAGCAGCACCAAGCGGACCAACACCGGAGAGGAGGGUGAAUACUUCCUGAAGGUGCUGAUCCCCAGCUACGCGGCCGGGUCCAUUAUCGGCAAGGGGGGGCAGACCAUCGUCCAGCUGCAGAAGGAGACAGGAGCCACCAUCAAACUCUCCAAAUCCAAAGACUUCUACCCAGGCACGACGGAGCGAGUCUGUCUUAUUCAGGGCACGGUGGAGGCUCUCAAUGGCGUCCACAACUUCAUCGCAGAGAAGGUGCGAGAAAUGCCCCAGAGCGCCCAGAAGAGUGAGCCGGUCAGCAUCCUGCAGCCGCAGACCACCGUCAACCCCGACCGCAUCAAACAGGCGAAGCUGAUCGUCCCCAACAGCACAGCGGGCCUGAUCAUAGGAAAGGGCGGUGCCACCGUCAAGGCCAUCAUGGAGCAGUCCGGCGCCUGGGUGCAGCUUUCUCAGAAGCCCGAGGGCAUCAACCUGCAGGAGCGCGUGGUGACCAUCAGCGGGGAGCCCGAGCAGAACCGCAAGGCCGUGGAGAUCAUCGUUCAGAAGAUCCAGGAGGACCCGCAGAGCAGCAGCUGCCUGAACAUCAGCUACUCCAACAUCUCCGGCCCCGUGGCCAACUCCAACCCAACGGGCUCCCCGUACGCCAACUCCGCCGAGGUCCUUCCCUCCGCGGCUGCGGCGGCGGCUGCUACGGCCUCCAGUCUCCUGGGGCAGGCCAGCCUGGCGGGAGUGGGCACUUUCCCUACGACCAUGUCCAGCUUCUCCGGGAACGACCUCCUGACCAUCACUUCGGCCCUCAACACCCUGGCCAGCUACGGCUACAACACCAACUCCCUGGGGCUGGGGCUGAACCCGGCGGCCGCUUCCGGAGUCCUGGCGGCAGUAGCGGCAAGUGCUAACCCUGCCGCGGCGGCCGCUGCGAACCUGCUGGCCUCCUACGCCAGCGACGCUUCAACCAGCAUCGGCCACCACACCGGCCACUUAGGAGGCUUCACCCUGGGAUCCCUGGCUGCCGCGACGGGAGCCACCAACGGCUACCUGAGCGCCGCCUCUCCCCUGAUGGCGAGCUCCUUCCUGGCAACGGAGAAGCUAGCAGAAGGAGCCAAAGACGUGGUGGAGAUUGCCGUGCCGGAAAACCUAGUGGGAGCCAUCCUCGGGAAAGGAGGGAAGACGCUAGUGGAGUAUCAGGAGCUGACGGGAGCACGCAUCCAGAUCUCCAAAAAGGGGGAGUUUAUCCCCGGCACCAGGAACCGUAAAGUCACCAUCACCGGUUCUCCGGCCGCCACCCAGGCCGCGCAGUAUCUCAUCAGCCAGCGGAUCACUUACGAGCAGGGCGUGCGCGCCACCAACCCCCAGAAAGUGGGCUAGAGCCAAAACGAGGGGGGGGGGCUGGGGAAUUCCUCAAAUCGAAAUCGGCAUCUUCCAGCGUUGAGUUGGUUUCGCGUUUCAGUAUUCAAGGAGACAAAACACGACUACGACGGCAAAAGCAAGCGGAACAAAUGUGUGAUAUGUAAAUAUGGGUUUGUUACUUUGUUAGUUGGUAUUUUUUUUUUGUGGAAAUCCCAGAAUCUGACAGGAUUUUUUUUUUUUUUUUUUGGUCUUGAACGUUAAUGUGCCGCUGUAUUCAGCCCCGCAGGGUUUUUCUAUCCCCAGAGAAAUUACCCACGCUUCCUUAUCGCUGCAGCUUGCAUUUUAUUGGCUCCAGCUCUGCCCCCCUAUUACCCCCCCCCCCCCCCCCUUCCCUUUCCCUUUCCCUUUCCCUUUCCCUUGUGAGUCCGUAAAGACGGCAAACAAUUAGAGAAAGAAGGAUAUUCCUCCAUUUUCCACCCGCUGUUUCAACCUGUUGGGUGGGUAAAUGCCAUUAACUUAUGCCAGUAGUUCUAAUCCUCAACAGACCAGGAAUUAAGUUCCCAAGUUCCUAAUUAAAAUGUUGUACACGCUACUUUGAGCUAUCAUUUAUUGCAGAUCAUUUUAACUAAAACUCAAAGAGACCAUUGGAAAGCAUUGGCUGAACAUCUGGCUUACGCAUUUUCCGAAAACGUGCAUUUUGUCGGGGAAUGUUUAUUAAUAUUAUUAUCAUUAUUAUAAUUUAUCGGUAUUAUUAUUCUACCCCUGCAUACAAACAUUAUUUCAAUUUUAGUUUCCAAAUCCAAUAUUUCAGGUUGAAUGUAUACAAAAAUUAUUUAUUGGGGUUCAAUGUAUUCCUUUUUUUAAAAAAAAUAAAAAAACGUAAGAGUUGGCAUUUGCUAGGUUGAAUUCGAGGAGUAUUCUUGGUUCUUCUGGUGUGGUCAAAUGGAUUAAGGGAGUUGUACAUGCAAUACCCUUUAUAGUGUCAGAUAACUAUGGAGCUUAUCUGUUCUCUUACACUUAUCAAAGCUGUGCUGCUUACACCUUAAACUUGCAUAUGUUUAGAGGGGGGGAAAUAAUUUCUAUAUAUUUAUAUCUAUGCACAAACACACAUAUAUAUUUAAUAGUGAAAAAGGGAAAUGCUUGGUCCAUUGAGGAUUCUAUACUGGGAUUUCAUACUGGGUCUGGUUCCAAACCACAUUGUUAAAGUUCAGAUCACCAGUUAAAAUGACAUACCCCCCCCCAUUGCCCCUAGUUCUAUUAGUCGACACACUGGAUUUUAUAUAGAAAUAUUAUACAAAUAUAGGUGACUGCUUACCUGCCAGAACUGAAGUUAAUGUUACUAGGACACAAGUACUGGAAACUGCAAGACUCGUUUUAUAUAGGGUACUGACCCUUCUAGUUUACCUGCCCAUGCUGUGAUAAAAGCAUUGCAAAGUCAUUUGUAAUUUUAAAAAAACGGAUUUAAGCAUAGAAAAAAGCAAUGGACUUGAAAUAGAACCCAAGGUUAGUUGCUUUUCCUGGGCAGCUGCGUUUUAGAAUUGAAUGCGUACUAAAGAAAAAAGUCACUAGGCAUUUGAUUUCACACAGACAACGUCACGGGCUAAACAAAUAACAUGACCCUACGGCAUUUGAGUUUUCCUGCCUUGGCGUGACCCCAUCACGACAUUUCAACAUGUUUUAUCCUCAUUCUACAGUAAUGAAGUCUGGAGAGCAGCUGAGAGGGGGUGUCAAGAGAGGAAAAACUGAUUGUAAGACGGCAGGGAGAUAACUCUUUAGAUUUGAACACGGUCGUCAUUUACGUCAGGGACCUACAGAAUUGGUGACUGAAAAAUGAUGUUGGCUGCUGCAUAUCUGCCCACAGAUAUGGUCUAGUGGGGUCUCCUAGCCAGUCAAGCUGUCUGCCAAUAUAAAUGCUAAGUGUUUCUGCUCUUCUCAGUAAAAAAAGGCUUCUUUCGACUUCAUUUAAUAUCAUUAUCUCUCCUGCACCCCACUUCUCAUCCGCCCCCACCCCACUGCACUCCAUUCUGAAUCACGAACACAGAGUGUAAUUUCAAAAUGUGAAAGUGUGGCACCCAUUUAUUAGGUGAGGGAUUAAGUCUGUCCUCUUUUUCUCCCCAGGACUGUUUGAUUUGGGGUCCGUUGGAAACAAAGAUAUACUAUUCAAGUCAUCACGAGACUCAAAUACCAAAAAAAAAAAGAAGAAAUUUUUUUUUGCAGUUCUCAACUCCAGAGUUAAUAAAUAUAUAUAUAUAUAUAUAUAUAUAUAUAUAUAUAUAUAUAUAUAUAUAUAUAUAUAUAUAUAUACACACACAUACAUACAUACAUACAUACACACACACAUGUCAAAAAUCUAUUUAAAACUUUGAAAGAGAGUGCAGGAUGCGAACUUGCAACCUUUGGCACUACAGGCAAAAGCACUUACCGCUAGGCUAUAAGGGCAGGAUUAAACCUCCAUCCAGACCCUGAAGUAAUUCAUUGUUUUACCUGUUAAACCUGGAGUGGAAUAAGCCUCCAGGACCUGGAUUGAACACCCCUGCCAGGAAGCUUCACAGGUGUACUGUGCAGCGUUUAUAUCCUUCCCUACUGCUACAUCAACCAGCACUGAUAAGAUCCACUUAAAAGUGGGUCUACAAAGCAAAUGAACAUGUACACUGCUGUAGUAGCAAAGUUUUCUAGAAGAACAUACAACAAAAAAAUAAUUAUUUAAAAAAACCACAAAAAAAAAACAUUUAAUUUAAACAUUUAGGGAACGCGCAAUAAACUAAGCUGGAAAGUUUUAAAACACACACCACAGGGGAAGCAAUUUACUACUGCGCUUUUUCAGAUGAAGCUUGCUGAUUAGUUCCAUUCAGAGGAAAAGAACCAGGGGAGAGACAAGGGUGUAGUUUAAUCUGAGAGACAGCUGUGAUUGGAUGCAUAUUUUGGAAUCUUUAUUUUCGGCUUGUGGUUUAAAGCUCCUAGAGCAGGGGUCUCCAAUCCUGGUCCUGGAGGGCUGUUGUCCCUCCUGGUUUUUGUUCCAAUUAAUUAAUUGGGCCAAUUAAGCUUCUAAUAAGCACUUAAUUGGUCCAAUUAAUUAAUUUAGGGUACAGUUGGAACAAAAACCAGGAGGGACACCGGCCCCCCAGGACCAGGAUUAGACAUCCCUGCCCUAGGUGGACCAGAGAUAAAGUCGAUGUUGUUUCAGAGCUGGUUAUAUUAAGUUUUAGGGAAGGGUGAAAGACCAUGAAUCGCUGGUAUCACAGCCUCAUCAGUCCCUCCUACACAUCGCAUGACACACAGCGGUCCUUUCCUCUCAGUUGGAACUAGACCAAAAGAGUGAAUUGAUAUAUAUAAAAAAAAAACAACACAGCCAAGGAUUUGAACUGAAAUAAAUGAGAAAUUCGAGAACAGGACCCAAGGAAUUACAGAAUGCAGUAGCGUAAGACUUCCUAAAGCAGAUGUGAAAGGGAAAAAUGCAACACAGUCCACAGACGCAACUCACAUGGUGAUAGAAUCUAGUUUACAAAAGGGUGUAAUAGAGCUGGAUUUAAGAUCUGUUGAGAAUUUAUUUUAGUCUAGGACUGGAAUAUAUAUUUAAAUGGGGGCAAUAGGCUACCCUGCUUUUUGUUAGAGCAUCUUUUUGUAGGGGAACAACAAAAAUGUGAAGAAUAUCGGAAGCAAUAUAGUGGCAUGCUGCACUGGGUGCCUUUAAUUCUACAUGUUGUGGUAGCUAGUGGAGUAGUUAGAUGCUGGAUAGGUUUACAAACUUGCUAUUUUCUAAGUUAUAGAAAUGCUGCUAUUUUGUGCUAUAUUGACAUAUCUGGCUUGCAUUAAACAGAAAGAAGGACUAGUUGUAAGAAAUAUACCUUUUAAAAAAAAAUGUGAUAUUAAUAAUGAUAAUAAAAUUUGUGCCAAAAUAACCGAUCUCUGCAGCUUCUGCGAAACAAAAAAAAAAAGUGAAAAGUGCCAAACGAACAAUAUGUAUCAUUUAAAUUGGAUAGAAAAAAAAAUGCAGCUAUUUAAUAGGGUUGUAUUUGUUAAAAAAAAAAAUUAUAAUAAUAAUAAUAAUAAAAAAAACAAAAAAAACAUUAAUUAAAAGAAUGAACAGUGUAUCUGUCGGGUAAAAUGGAUACGUGUUAAAAAGAUAUGCAUUGGAAACAAAAAUGGAUUGCUGCUCGUUUUAAUCCCCUGUAUGUAGUCGAGGCAUGUGUAUUGUUGAAUAAGUUAUUAGUGUUCUUGCCACAGCUUUUUAUAGUUGAGAAAAUGUAUUUCGUGGAGUUCUCUCUUUAAUGCAUGUUUGUAUUGAUGAUCUCCAGUGGAGGAAUCCGUGUCUAUUUCUUUUUCGAAGACAUAUCUUUGCAUGCCAACUGCGGUCAAGCACUUUUUAUAUUUUAAUGCUUGGAUCAUUUCCUCAAAAAAGGCCAAUCAUGGGAAAAGGCAGUAGCUGAUUUAACAUUACAACAAAAUAAAUUAACAAAAAAAAAAAAAAAAAAGAAAAUGGGUUAGGCUUGACUGUGACUAAAUUAUAAGGACAAGGGACAGCCGCGGCAUACCGGGGCUAGAGACACUUACCUACCUGCUGCAAAAUAUAGGGUAGGCCUGAGAACUAAAAAGAGCUCCCGGCCUCACUCCCCACCGACCUCCCCUAAUGUGCUGUGAAUGUGCACUUUACAGAUUAUUAUUAUUAUUAUUAUUAUUAUUAUUAUUAUUAUUAUUAUUAUUAUUAUUAUUAAUAUUAUUAUUAUAGUUCCAUGGCUUAUAGCACUAAACGCCCUUUUGGAAUUAUAAUUUUGAUAGAAAAACCAAAGGGAAAACUGCACUCCUAUCAUAUCAUUGAUAUUACAUACCACCUAAACGGCUUGCGUGGUCCAGUGGUUAAAGAAAAGGGCUUGUAACCAGGAGGUCCCCGGCUCACUCACUGACUCACUGUGUGACCCUGAGCAAGUUAUUUAAGCUCCUUGUGCUCCAUCUUUCGGGUGAGACGUUGUUGUAAGUGACUCUGCAGCUGAUGCACAGUUUACACACCCUAGUCUCUGUAAGUCGCCUUGGAUAAAGGCGUCUGCUAAAUAAACUAAUAAUAAUAAUAAUAAUAAUAAUAAUAAUAAUAAUAAUAGACAUGCUUGCACAAUGGGAGUUUUUUGUACAAAAAACAGAAACAAACCACAAAGAGUGUUUAGCUCUGUGAUUGUAUUAUAAGCAUGUGUUUCAACAGCAGCUUGUUUGUGGCCUAGCACAGCGAGCCUCCCAAAGGUAUUUCAACUGACUAUGUCGUAAUGUAAGAUUAACUUGUGCUGGCACUGUUUUUAAGGUGGGGGUGCCAAAUAUGGGGGGCUCUUUUAUUUAAAAAGAAAACAACAAGGGAGAGAAAAGCGAUUUUCAGAUCACUAGACUAGAUGCACAUGAUAGGCUGUUUCUGACUACUGUUUAAAAUACCAAAUGGUAGCAGAGGUAAGACGCUUGUGUGAGAGACUUGGUCUACGUCGCGGUGUUGCAGAUGCACUAAAAAUGGUUGGCUUUUCUGAAUUUGCCGAAGCUUUUAAAAACGUAUUAAAUAGCAGGGUUAUAGUGUGGCACAGUGGUCAAGGGUAUGGGUAAUGAUGCUUAUUUAGUUUAGGAGGGAAGUGGGGUAUUUUGAGUUCCCAUUAUGCCACCAGCAAUGUUAGGCUACAUUGUCAUAUCACUAUUUUUAUUUUGACUACUCUUUUUUAACCUUAGACCAAUAUAACUAAAUGUCAUUCAUGUGUAUCUUGUUUACUCCCCCACUCCCCUCCUCCCACCUCCAACCUCCCACCUCCUAAAUCCUUCCUUUCUCCCCUCGAGUGCCAAACAAAACUGUACCAUUCCAAACUUUUUUGAGUUUUCUUGUAUGUUGGACAUCCGUAGGUCGCACCCAUGAAGCCAGCAUGCUGUUCAUAACACAAUAUUAAACCAUGACUCCUCAGCAUACAGAAAAGCAGGCUUGGAUUAAUACACAAAUGCUGGCUACCUCACGCUGCUUUUUCUAAAUUCCAUUCUCUCUUCAGUACCCAGGACUUCACUCAAAAGUUUCUCCAUUGCAAAAUAAUUUGAAAAAAAUUAAAUAACUUAAUAAAAUUGGUGAGGAUUUUUUUUUCGCCAGACGAGAGCAGCCAUCUCGUCAGCUGGUCUUUUGAACUUUGAACUUUUUCACCUUUCAUGAACUUUUUUGACCUCCCCUUCUGUGUUCAUCAAACCCCCUAUUUUGGAUUUGUAAUCUCCAUUCCAUGUCAAAAUCUUCUUCUUUUUCUUCUUCUUCUUCUGUGAGACUGUGCAAUUUAAUUUGUUAAUUUUUCCCCCUACACCUCACACCCAACCACUCCCCCUUACACUCGCCAUUGGGACAAUUCUCACAAAAGAGAUGUAAAAAAAAAAAAAAUCAAACUCUUGCCUCCACCUUUUUCAUUUUCUUCAUUGUAAAUAUUUUGUUCAGCUGUAAAAGGAACUCAUUUUGUGUUUAACGGAAUGGGGCUAGCAGUGAAACAGGUAUGAGAUGAUCUGAUCUGAAGUACAUGCAAGUGUACAUGUAAUUUAUUUUAGUACAAUGUUUAAAAAAAUCAGUGGGUCCCAGUUUCUGCUAAUACAGUUUUAAAGCAUGUUUAUAAAUGCAAUAAGGGACUCCAAAAAGAUGAUGGGCUAAUGAUGGCCACACCCUUUAUGGGUGUGGUUAUAAGAUAGCCCCACCUCUCACUGAUGGGGUUUGGCUUUUAACAUUCCAAAAGGGUGUGGUCAGCCUCUCUAUCAUGUUGUAUAAGACAAAAGAUCUAGAAAUCGAUAAUUUCUAUGAAAAUGUACCCAACAACACAAUUGUGUAUUGCCAGUUGUUUAGCAGACUACUUUUUUGUUUCACUAGUGUUUAAUGCACACUACCCCGGGACUUAUAAAGAGGUGCCAAAACGUCAAGGAACUGUAAUGUCAAUGAAAACAUGUGUUGACAAAAUUGUUCAGAAACGGCUUUUUCAUAAACCGACUUACUUUGGUUUAAAAUUAUUUAUUACUUCAUCAGAGACUGCUGGUUUCAAACUUCAGAUUCAUUUAAAAUUAUUUUAUGCUACUGGCCCCAUUCCUGGUUUCAUCUCUGAAACACGUGAAUUUAUUUAUUUUAACAUAUUAUAUAAUAUUAAUAAACAAAAAAGGGAAUGACUGGAAAAAAAAAUUAUUGUUUUUUGACACAAUUCAUUAACUUUUAAAAAAUAAGAGGAGUUAUGAAUAUUUCAAUGUUGCUGUAGCGUUUGUGUUUGUAAAAGUAAAAAUUGUGUUGUUUUUUUUUUGACGUGCAAUCCCAGUGAAGUUGGCAUUUUAGUGCUAAUAUAAAAUUAACUCAUUCUUCUUUUUUUAUUAAAAAAAAACAAAAAAGUCAUUAUAAAUGUUCAUUGCAGCAU
Messenger RNA from Acipenser ruthenus (sterlet), 9587 nucleotides. RefSeq names its product RNA-binding protein Nova-1-like. The coding region runs from base 733 to 2229 and encodes 498 amino acids. The record is from RefSeq and is a predicted model, not a curated record. Gene Ontology annotation, biological process: regulation of alternative mRNA splicing, via spliceosome; mRNA splicing, via spliceosome. Gene Ontology annotation, cellular component: nucleus; cytoplasm. The transcript has 4 exons. Gene Ontology annotation, molecular function: mRNA binding. NCBI's taxonomy places the organism in Eukaryota, Metazoa, Chordata, Actinopteri, Acipenseriformes, Acipenseridae.